AUGGCGUUUAUUUUGGAUCUUACAUUUUCCUCUCUUCUUCCCGUGGCUUUGCUACUUCUAGCCCUUUUCUUACGGUUCUAUGCUUCUUCUAAACCCCAACAAAGGCUACCACCUUCUCCAUCAAAGUUUCCAGUUGUUGGAAAUCUUUUCAAACUCGGGCUAUAUCCUCACCGCAAACUUCAAUCAUUAUCAAGAAAAUAUGGUUCCCUCAUGCUGGUUCAUUUUGGUAGCAAGCCCGUGGUUAUUGCCUCUUCAGCUGAUGCAGCUUGUGAAAUCCUGAGAACCCAUGAUUUAGUCUUUGCUAACAGGCCUAAAACAAGCAUGAGUGAUAGGCUUCUAUAUGGCAGCAAGGUUAUCGCAGCAUCACCUUACGGUGAGUAUUGGAGGCAAGUGAGAAGUAUUUGUGUGCUUCAGCUUCUAAGUCAUAAGAGGGUUCAAUCAUUUCGAUUUGUAAGAGAGGAAGAGACUUCACUUAUGGUUGAAAAAAUUAGAAAUUUUUCGGCUUCUUCGCCACCUUUAUCAGCCAUAAACUUGAGUGAUCUUCUUAUGACACUCACAAAUGAUGUGAUUUGUAGGGUGGCCUUGGGGAGGAAGUACAGUGAUAGGGAAGAUGGAAGCAAAAGUAUGCAAAUCAUGAAGGAAUUUGUUGAGUUGUUAGGUACUAUUGAUAUAGGAGAUUUUGUUCCAUGGCUUGGAUGGUUGAGACAUCUUAAUGAUUUGGAUGAUAAAGUGGACAAAGUUGUUAAGCAACUUGAUGAAUUUCUGGAGGGUGUCAUUAAGGAGCACAAAGAUAGGAAAAAUGGAAAGGCUAACACUGAUGAUAGUAUAGAGGGAAAAGGCUCAGAUUUGGUGGAUAUCUUGCUUGAAAUUCAGGGGGAAAAGUCGACAGGCUUUAUACUCGAACUUGACAGUCUCAAAGCAAUCAUUUUGGACAUGUUCGCUGCUGGGACUGAUACAACACACACAGUUAUGGAUUGGGCAAUGACCGAACUCUUGAGGCACCCAAAAAUCUUGGAGAAAUUGCAGACUGAGGUGAGACAAGUAGCUCAAUGA
Molecule: messenger RNA, 1053 nt
Organism: Coffea eugenioides
Lineage: Eukaryota; Viridiplantae; Streptophyta; Magnoliopsida; Gentianales; Rubiaceae
Product: cytochrome P450 71A3-like
Exons: 2
Coding region: 1-1053 (350 amino acids)
Molecular function (GO): oxidoreductase activity, acting on paired donors, with incorporation or reduction of molecular oxygen; heme binding; iron ion binding
Source: RefSeq, a predicted model, not a curated record